Sphaeramia orbicularis (orbiculate cardinalfish) is the source of this 2871-nucleotide messenger RNA. RefSeq names its product SEC14 and spectrin domains 1. Gene Ontology annotation, molecular function: phosphatidylinositol-5-phosphate binding; phosphatidylinositol-3,4-bisphosphate binding; phosphatidylinositol-4-phosphate binding. Bases 228 to 2480 code for a protein of 750 amino acids. The transcript has 20 exons. NCBI's taxonomy places the organism in Eukaryota, Metazoa, Chordata, Actinopteri, Kurtiformes, Apogonidae. The record is from RefSeq and is a predicted model, not a curated record.
ACCGUAGAAGAAGAGUGGAAGUCGGAGUCGGAGCAGCAGCACCUCCGCCUGCACCUCACUGUCUGGACUGUUGUUCGAGGCGGAGGAGCGGAGGAGCGGACCGGGUUCUGGUGCACUUCAACCCGGGUGGAGGUCUUUGUGUGAGAGGAAGAAGAGGAGGAGGAACCGGAGGAGGAGACCGGGGCAGAAUCUGGACUGUUCCUCCUGAAGCUGCGGAUCGAACUGAGAUGUCCGACGUCACCAUGGAGGCGACCACCAUCCUCCCCAUCCUCAAGAAGAAACUGGCCUUUCUGUCAGGAGGUAAAGACCGGCGUAGUGGUCUGAUCCUGACCAUCCCUCUGAGUUCAGAUCAGACCAGUAUGGAGGAGCUGAGCGCCACGUUGGACUACCUGCUCAGCAUCCCCAGUGAAAAGUGUAAAGCUCGUGGUUUCACCGUCAUCGUGGAUGGACGUAAAUCCCAGUGGAACAUCGUGAAGACCGUGGUCCUGAUGCUGCAGAACGUCAUCCCGGCUGAGGUGUCUCUGGUGUGCGUGGUCAAACCCGAUGAAUUCUGGGACAAAAAAGUGACACACUUUUGUUUCUGGAAGGAGAAGGACCGUCUGGGCUUCGAGGUGAUCCUGGUUUCAGCCAAUAAACUGACCCGUUACAUUGAGCCCUGUCAGCUGACGGACGACUUCGGUGGCAGUUUGGACUACGACCACAGCGACUGGCUCAACAAGAGACUGGUUUUUGAGAAAUUCACCAAGGAGUCAACGUCACUGUUGGACGAGCUGUCAAUCAUCAACGAGACGGAUAAGAGCAGCGGCGUGGACAAAGACAAGUCAGACUGUGCUCUGCUGCCGUCCUUCGACCCGGAGACAGUUCUUCAGACCGGUCAUGAGCUGCUGUCUGAGCUUCAGCAGCGUCGGUUCAAUGGCUCCGAGGGAGGAGGAGGAGGACAAGGAGGGCCAGCCUGGUGUCCCAUGGAGGAGGAGCUUCUGGCUCAGCCUCAGGUCAUGAAGCUGCUGGACUCGCUCCGGGAACAGUAUACCCGGUACCAGGAACUGUGCAGACAGCGAAACAAACGCACCCAACUGGACGAGAUCCACGCCAAGGUCAUGCAGGUGGUCACGUGGCUUCAGGGUCCAGGUUCAGAGCUGUUGAAAACCCAACAGGCCAUCGGAGACUCGAUGAGAACAGCUCAGGCUCUGCAGCAGAAACACGAGGAGAUCGAGAGUCAGCACAGUGAGUGGUUUGCCGUGUACGUGGAGUUGAACCAGCAGAUUGCUGCCUUGCUCAGUGCUGGCGAGGAGGAGGAAGUGGCCGAGCUCAAAUCUCUGCAGCAGCAGCUCAGUGACGUCUGUUACCGUCAGGCUGCUCAGCUGGAGAGUCGACAGAAUGUCCUGCAGGCGGCGCACAGCUUCCACAGCACCACGCAGGAGCUGUCGCAGCAGUUGGACGGUCUGCUGGGCAUGCUCUGUGCUGACGUGGCUCCAGCUGACGGAGCUUCCAUCCAACAGAACCUGAAGCUGCUUGAGGAGAAACUGCAGACCGUCGAGGCUGGGCUGACGUCUCUCCGCCAGAAGGGGUCGCUGUUGCUGGAGCAGAUGUGCAGCCCGCCGUCGUGGACUCUGGAGGAAACAGAGAGUCCAGGUGGAGAUCAGCAGGACAACGUCCAACAGAUCCAGUCUGUGAUGGAUGAGAUGCAGCUCCGCAAGCAGAGAUGUGAGGACAUGGUGGAUGUGAGGAGGCUGAAGAUGCUGCAGAUGGUUCAGCUGUUUAAAUGUGAAGAAGACGCUUUACAGGCCGUGGAGUGGCUCAGUGAGCUGUUGGAUGCUCUGCUGAAGACACACGUCCGACUGGGAGACGACUCUCAGGAGACCAGGACCAUGUUGGACAAACACAGGAAGUUUGUGGACGUCGCUCAGAGUACAUAUGACUAUGGCCGUCAGCUGCUCCAGGCCACUGUGGUCCUGUGUCAGUCUCUUCGCUGUACGACACGUUCAUCUGGAGACACCCUCCCCCGACUGAACCGGGUCUGGAAACAGUUCAGUGUCAGCGCCGAGGAGAGGCAGCACAGGCUGGAGUUGGCCCUGAGUUUCCACGGCAAUGCCGAGAGGGUGCUGCAGCAGAUGUGCGUGGAGGCGGAGUCUCUGGAUGAGGUCGACUCUUCAGGAAAAACUCUUCUGGACAGACUGACUAUGCCCGUUAUCUUCCCAGACGGGAGUGAGCAAUACUUUGGGAGUCCCAGCGACACAGCAGUGGCGGCUGAAGGAGUCAGAGAGCGCCUCCUACUGGUGGAGGAACGACGGCUACAGCUGCAGGAGACCAGGCUUCACUACGAGGAGGAAGAGGAGGAAGAGGAGGUGGCUUUGACAGGACUGGAGGCCAAGCUGGAUGUGAUCGGAGAGGAACUGAACGAGAGGGAGGAGCAGGAGGAGGAGCUGGAGGAGGAGCAGGAGCUGGAGGAGGAGCUGGAGAGGGAGAAACAGGACUGUUAAUGAUCAGGAGUCAAACCGAGCAGCCUUAUUGAAGGAGGAAAAGAAGAAGGAGGAGAAGAAGAAGAAGGGCUGCGGAGUCUCCGACACCGUCUGAGACGCUCCUCCUCCUCCUCCUGCUGUGGGGGUUUCUGCACUCUAAGACUACAUUUCCCAUCAGCCCCAUUCCUCUGAAACGAUGACUGUUUGACUCUGAAGCUAGAGCUGUGAGUCUUUAAAAUAAUGCCAUGUACUCCCAACAUGAUGCCUAAUGUCUCCUUCCCAGCAUGCCUUGUGUCGACCUAAACCAGGGGUGUCCAACAAACCAGUCAGCAAAGGGUCCAAUCCAGCCCAUGAGAUGAAUUUAUCAAAUGUAAAAAUUACACUAAAGAUAUUAACGAUCAAGGAUGUUAAA